Messenger RNA from Tuber melanosporum (Perigord truffle), 1185 nucleotides. RefSeq lists its product as uncharacterized. The record is from RefSeq and is a predicted model, not a curated record. The transcript has a single exon. Lineage: Eukaryota; Fungi; Ascomycota; Pezizomycetes; Pezizales; Tuberaceae. The coding region runs from base 943 to 1185 and encodes 80 amino acids.
AUCGCGCUGGUACGGCUGCUGAUCGAGUGCAGCUAAUAGGUGGGGAAACGCUACAGAUCUUGCUCUCGAGCUAAUUUAAAGGUGACUAGCGACCACUCGGGCAAACAAACAUUCUAAUUGCGUUGAGCUCUUGUUCUUGCCAACUCCAAGGGUUGCCGAUAAAAUCCCAAGGUUUAGUUUACCGCCAGUUGUGACCCUCGGGAGGGAUGUUAUUGGGGGCACAGAAGCUAUUUCGUAUUGCGAUGGAUCGUCAAAGACGGGAUAACGGAUAUCCACAGCAGGUGUCAGGCUCUUGUGCGGAUACUGGCAUUAUGCAUACCUGAUUACGGUACUCGAGUACUGUAUCUCGGGUUUCAGUGGGUCUUAGCACUAUUCCCCGCGCGUCAACGUAAAUGACGGGAUCACGUUGAGCAGGUUGCUAUAAUACCGGUAGAGGGGUGUUCGAGUCAAUAUCGGAGAAGAUGGUGCUCUCAAUUGGCGGUUGCCGCUGGCGGCUGUGAAGAUGGAUUCGGAAGUGAUUUCCUUCCUUGUGUAACCCAGCGUUGAGAGAGGGUCUGGCCCACGGCGGUUAAAGGAGAUGAGCCUUCAGUCGUUGCGGCAAGCGAGUGAUGCAUUGAGAAACUAACCUAUGGGAAAAGUUCUUGGAUAGGCCAUGAUAAGGCAGAAAAAUUACAUGGUUUCGAAUUCUAACCCCGUUUUCGGUUUGGGACACCUGUUUUUUUCCGAGGCUGUUUGUGUUCAAAAACCGUGCUCUGUUUGCGAAACCCAUGGGAAAUCGGAGAUCUUGAGAGAUUUCAAAACUAUGAUCAAUUGCAUAACUCGGAAUAUCAUGGUUCCAAACCCACGAAUUCGUGAAGUCCUCCACACUUUCUUUAAAUAAUCCUCCAGUUGGGUUCGGCAGGGUUUACCCUACGCUAUACUUGUAGACUGGUAAGGUGUUUUAUGAUAGGACUCGUAAUGGAUAUCUGGUUGCCGUUAACAGCAUGGCAACCUGACGGGCUAUCUGCGGAUACUCUCUUGGCGUGGCUUCUGGUAUUGGUGCCCCAGGUACGUUCUUUCUGCAUUGCUGUUGCUAUUCCGGUCGAUCAGGUCUUGCUGUUUUGCAGUGCAGCUGCAGCUUCCAAUCACUCACUAUUCCUCACUCGCAGGAAAGCAAGAUUCUCAAAAUUAGUUUUAGGGAAUUGA